AGCACUGUUCCAACACACAUACACUAAACCUCAAGAGAUACACAAGCCCAAAGCAGCUAGUUGCAGUCAUGAAGGUGUUUAUGGUACUAGUCGUCGCAGCGCUCUCUGGCUGCCAUGCCAACCUUUUCUAUGCUGAUGCUCCCAAGCCACAGUUGGAAGUGCUGACCGAUGUUUUCUGGGAUUACAUUGCCAAGGCCACACAGACAGCUGAUGAUACACUCCAGAUGAUAAGAAACUCUCCAAUUGGACAAGAAGUCAAUGCCCGGCUGACAGAAAGCGCUGACUUAGCCAGCAAGUAUGCAGUCACCCUCCAGGAACAGCUUCAGCCUGCAGCCCAGGACCUGAUCACCAAAGUUACCACAGAGGCUGAUGUGUUGAGAGAACGUGUCACGCAGGAACUAAACACAGUCAAGGAGAAGCUCCAGCCCUACACUGAGAACAUGCAGACCCAGGUUCAUCAGAGAGUGGAGCAGCUCAAGCAAGAGUUGGUUACUUAUGCAGAUUCCCUGGACUCUGAAGCCCUAAGGACCACCCUGAUGCAGAAGAGUGAGGAGCUAAAGACCAGCUUGGAGCAGAGUGUAAAGGAUCUGCAGUCUCAACUGGGUCCCUACACAGAUGACCUGAAGCAGAAAGUGGACCAGCACCUGCGGGACUUCCAAAAACGUGUUGCCCCUAUGACUGAAAAAGUCCAUGUAGCGCUCACUCACAGAGCACACCUGGUGAAACAAAUGGUUGCCCCUUAUGCAGAAGACCUUAAGGAAAAGCUUGACCCCUAUGCCCAAGACCUCCAGGCCCAACUCAUGUCCCUCUACCAGUCCUUUGUCAACACAAACUAAGUCACCCUCCAUCUACUAUAUCAUUUUCAAAGAUACCGGACUUGCUGGUCUACCUCUGUUUUGAAGAAAUACAAUAAUUGAAUAUCUGUCUUGUACUGUAAACAAUAUUGUGUUUGCACCCCACCCUCCACCGCAUU
Pundamilia nyererei is the source of this 973-nucleotide messenger RNA. Its product is annotated as apolipoprotein A-IV-like. The transcript is spliced from 4 exons. The record is from RefSeq and is a predicted model, not a curated record. Lineage: Eukaryota; Metazoa; Chordata; Actinopteri; Cichliformes; Cichlidae. Gene Ontology annotation, molecular function: cholesterol transfer activity; phosphatidylcholine-sterol O-acyltransferase activator activity; phospholipid binding. Gene Ontology annotation, cellular component: extracellular vesicle; extracellular region; low-density lipoprotein particle. The coding region runs from base 69 to 836 and encodes 255 amino acids. Gene Ontology annotation, biological process: phospholipid efflux; acylglycerol homeostasis; lipoprotein metabolic process.